Molecule: messenger RNA, 3598 nt
Organism: Brassica napus (rape)
Lineage: Eukaryota; Viridiplantae; Streptophyta; Magnoliopsida; Brassicales; Brassicaceae
Product: transcription factor bHLH126-like
Exons: 5
Coding region: 122-778 (218 amino acids)
Biological process (GO): regulation of transcription by RNA polymerase II
Cellular component (GO): RNA polymerase II transcription regulator complex
Molecular function (GO): RNA polymerase II transcription regulatory region sequence-specific DNA binding; DNA-binding transcription factor activity, RNA polymerase II-specific; protein dimerization activity
Source: RefSeq, a predicted model, not a curated record
CAACAGGGAACCAUUUGUUUCUUUAAAGCACCAUCCUUCAAUAAAGUAACGAGUAAACAAUACAAUAAAUCACUAUAGGACAUAUCCACAAAUCCUAGGGAGAUUUGGCAUUGCUAAAACUAUGGAUCCUUACCAGAAUCCUAAUCCCAGAGGGUACCAGGGACAUAUGCCAUUUGGCUCAGCCGGCCACGGUGGCAGUGGUGGCUCCGAUAUCCCCCAAGGAACAGUUGACAAUAAGCAGAAGAAGAAGCUUCUCCACCGCGACAUCGAACGCCAGAGAAGACAAGAAAUGGCUACACUUUUUGCUUCUCUUCGUGAUCACCUACCUCUUCAAUACAUCAAGGGGAAGAGAGCUGUUUCGGAACAUGUAGGCGGAGCGGUGAAUUUUAUUAAGGACACGGAAACAAGGAUUAAAGAACUCAGUGCAAGAAGAGACGAGCUAAUUAGAGAAACAUGUUAUACAUCGAAUCCGGAUCUAGCAAGAACUGCAUCCGAGUUAGGCAAUUCGGUUCCGGCGAGUGUGAUGGUGCAACCAUGCGUGAGCGGUUUCGAAGUGGCGGUGAGCAGCGACUCGUCAGGUCCACAAGCUUUGCCACUCUCAAGAGUGCUUGAGGCACUUCAGGAGCUAGGGCUUGAAGUCAUCAGCUCUCUCACUACAAGAGUUAAUGAGAGGCUCAUACACACUAUUAGAGUCGAGGUUAAUAGUUUUGGAUGCUUGGACUUUGCUUGGUUGCAGCAGAAGCUAGUUGAGGAGUUGAUACCUUCGACGGGGUACUAAUAAUUAAGAAAGAUAACACUCUUAGUCCGAAAGACUUAUUUUUCAAAUAUCUAAUGCUUUCAUGAAACUUCAUCUUUGGAGCGGGUCUGGAAAGUCAUUCUUGGAAGGAGGCGUAGCUUAGGUUUAAACAAAAGUAGGUACGUACUGUUAUGUUUUCGAAAGGAUUUUAUGAGUAGGUCAUAAAGUUCAUCAUCAUUCACCGCCCACACCGUAAAGAUUUUUGUUGCGUGUGUCCCUUUCGUUUUGCUUAUUACCUCCAACUUUUAGUUAUCAUGUGUCCCUUUUUUUGUCAGCCAUGUUUCCCUUUCAUUAUAACUUUUUUGUAUUAUUCCAUUGUCAUGUUUUCAUGCGUUUUUGUGUAUGGAUAUAAGGUUUUAUAAAAUAUAUUAUCCCAUGAAUCGUUAAGUCCUACUGGAAACAAGGCCAAUGCGACAACAUAAUAUAGCACCUAAUUUUAUCCAGAAAAGUAUGAAAUUUACAGACCAUAACAUGCACUGGUCUGUUAAGUAGUAUCUGCAUAAUGUAAUAGAUAUAUAGUGCGAAGCCAGGGUAGGUGGGAACUAUCUUUUGGGCUCUAUAGGUCAAAAUCUGCAAUGUUCACGUGUUUCCCUUGUCUCUCUACAUCUAUAAUCACACACCUCUCAGCAAACAUCGGCCAUAACCCAUAAAUAUGCUCAUAUCCUCAAAUUCCUUCAGUAACUGCAAUAUAAGGUUGAAAACAAAUUCCAUAUUGCAUGCAAGCAAAAUUGGGAGAACCCACUAUGAUAUUGCUUACUUACUUAUACAAAUAAUAGGUUUAACAUAAAUAAAUUGUUCAAAACGGUAUAUUAAAAACAAAUUGUUAAACGCUUAUGAUAAUCACGAUGAUUGUUUUGAAAAAGGAGCAUAUAUAUAUUGCCAUAAAGAAAAGCUUAAAUUCAAUGCAUAGAGCCACCUUUAUAUUUUUUAAUCAUCAUAUUAGUUUGUUAUUCAACCAUUCAACAAAAUCUUCAUUUCUUUUGUAAUUUACGAUACGAUACGACACUAUUAUACAUAUCCCCAAAAUCUUGGUUUCUUUGGCCUCCUGGUUUCCUACGUAUACCCAUAAGCAUAUAAAGAGAAUCACAUAAGUAUAAUUUAAAUUAAUAGUAACUCAUUAUUUAAUAUCUAAUGAUAUCCUCUUUAUAUAAGUCUCACGAACUUAAGCGAAGUGGACAGCAGUUCAAAUGUUUUACGCACUUACGUAAGAGAUACGCAUGAUGAGUAGUUGAGAUCUCCCUGAUAUUCGUUCUUUAGCUAUAUCAUUAUUGGUAAUUAAAUUAAUUAAGUAUCAACUUUGAGCUGCCGUCAAACAAAUUCAUAAUCAUCAAAUCAGAUUGUGUCUCAAUAAAGAUUGUCUCCGACAUUUAAUUUAACCAUCUUUUAGUGAUAUCUAUAUAUAUAUAUAUAUAUACUAUAAUAAAAGGAAAAUAUCCUCCACUCUAAAGUUAUCCACAUCAGUUAAUAUAUUCAUCCAAUCAGAUAGCAUUAGUCUGCUAUGUAUACCAGGUUUUAAGUCGACUAAUAUAAAACCGGGCCAAGCGUCUGGGCCAUUAAUAAUAUCCAGUGCCAAUAUGAAGUCCAUCUCACCAAUACCAAAUCUCCGAUGAAAGUCAUUAGGCCAUCAGCAUCGCUGUAUCUUCUCACGUAUCUUGUUAAUAUUGGGCUCAAAAUUAAAUCAAAUAAACCCAAUUAAAAGAGGGACGUUAACAAAAUUAGAAGUUUUGUUAACGCGUCCCUGGGCAUACGUGGCGAGAGGGGAUAGGAAGACCGAAGAGGGUAGAGGAAAGUUCCAGAUCGGUCUCGACUUCAUUCUUCUCGUCUCCCUUUUCUCUCUCGUUAUCGACGGCGACUAGGUGAGCAGCGGUGUGUCUCUGCUCUCACAUCGAAAACUUCACCUCCGCUCUCAAUCGAAAGCUUCUCCUCCGAUUCAAAGUGUUCUCCUCCGAUUGGAAGCCUUCUCCUCCGAUUCAACGCCUUCUCCUCUGAUUGAAAGACUUCUCGUCGGAUUCAAAGGCUUCUCAUCCGAUUCAACGGCUUCUCCUCCGACACAAAGCUUCUCCUCCGAUUCAUAGGUUCUCCUCUGAUUCAUAGCUUCUCCUCCGAUUCACAUCAAAACCAGGUAUUAAAACAUGGGAAGGUAUAGCUACACCCAACCUUCAAGCUCAGAUCCGUAUGACAGGCCUGACAGCAGUGAAAACGAGACGGAAGACUUAAUCCGUCGUGACCAAGCUGAAAUAAGCUUGAAAUAUGCUGAACUGGUUCAGUACCCUCCACAACCUGAGGUGGAGUUCGGUUUCCCUCAGACUUGUUACUGUGGCUCAGAACCUAGAAUUGCAGCGUCAAGAUCAUCAGCGUUUCCAGGGAGACUGUACUACACCUGCGGCCACGUUGACGACGGCGAAUGUCAUGUCUGGAAGUGGUGGGACGUCGCCUUGAUGGAGGAGAUGAAGGCCAGGGCCAACCACCUAUUGGUAUUAGAGGCAAAGGUAGAAAAUCUUAACUUAAUGUCUGACCUUGAAACUGAGGAGAAGGUACGUAGACUAGAGAAGCAAGUUCAAGAGAAGGAUGUUAGAGUUGAGAAGUUAGUUGAGGAGAUAUUAGCUAAGAAUAAAUCAAGUGUUAUCGGUGGAUUAGAAGUACUUGUUGGUGUAAUGGUCAUAGUAUUAGUUUUAAUAGGUGUGGUGAUCGCGUAUAAGUGAGGGAAGACUUUGUAAUAUUGUAAUGUUGUUAUCAACUUUGUUGUUGUGUGAGACUUGACAUGCUUGUAAUAUUUGUUAUGUUCAGACUUUGUUGAUUUCC